UUAGACAUAAUUGCUUGCCUUGCACGAUGUUACACAACGCGAGUAUGAUUAUAUUAAACGCAUUCUUAUAUAUACGCUUACAUUAAGCAGCUACACAUCUAGUAAUAAACGUCCGGAAGCGGACACAUUUGGACGUCCAGGGACGGGCAGAAAAGACGUGGAAAUCACGUUCAGAUGACGUCAAAGACGUCGGUUCAACUUUCAUUUUGGAACUAUUUUUCAACCGUGACGGGACGUGUCGGAAUUACGUCUUUUCAACGGUCACUAAACGUCCAAAUGUUUAUUGGGUAAUCACAAUAACCACCACAAGCAACGCAUUCUCAGUGUACUGGAUCAGCCAAAAAACGUGUAUAAAGGAGUUCUGAAGGAUUACACUGGAACGGAUGUGACCCCACAGAACUUCCUGAAUGCUCUUCAAUCGAAUGAGUGCACUGAUAAGAAAGUCAUAGACAGUUGUAAAGAUGACAACAUCUACAUCUACAUGACCGGUCUAGGGACGGAAAGCACGUUUGAAUUUCCUGAGGAGUCUCUUCAUGCCAGUGAAUUCAUUGCAGCAAUUCAGAACAUGACUGACAAGAAUAAAUUCUCCAAGAUGAUCAUAUUCGUGGACAGGAGUUAUUCUGCAAACUUGUUCAAAAAACAAUUGACUGACAAUGAGAAAGUCUUUGUGUUGACUUCAUGUUCUCGAGGUACUGAGAUCACUCCCACUGAUUAUAACAAGAAGAUAGACGUCUCCCUCUCUGAUAAAUUCUCAUCUACUUGGUUCCACUUCCUUGAGCAGGCUGACUAUACUGAAAAAACAUUCCAUGAUCUGUCGGAUGACAAACAAUCUAAAUACAUCGUGGACCAUCCUGAUGCCUGUCCCUGCUUUUUUGGGAAACUGGUACUAAACUUUCAAAAGUUUAACUUGUUUCAUAAAUGUGUUUAUUUUUUGCCUUUAGGACGUGAAGAAGCAUUACCUCAGUGAGUUUCUAUAGA
Messenger RNA from Triplophysa dalaica, 978 nucleotides. RefSeq names its product hemoglobinase-like. Lineage: Eukaryota; Metazoa; Chordata; Actinopteri; Cypriniformes; Nemacheilidae. Gene Ontology annotation, molecular function: peptidase activity. Bases 482 to 967 code for a protein of 161 amino acids. Gene Ontology annotation, biological process: proteolysis. The record is from RefSeq and is a predicted model, not a curated record. The transcript is spliced from 8 exons.